AGUGAGAGAUAAUUAAUAAUCUUUUAAUAAGAUCUCAAUAAAAUUUUAAUAUUUAUUAUUAAUUAAUUUUGACACUAUAUCGAAAUAAAUCUUCACAUGACACUUUAGGGGAGACUUUUAAUAAUCAUUUUUAUUUCUAUUCAAAAUUAUUAAAGGAAUCACUUUUUCGAUUUUCCAGAUAUUACGAAAACGAACGAAGAUUAGAUUCUAGAAGAUAAAUUAUUUGAGCCAUUAAUGCCCAGCGCUUUGAUUUGCCGGGAAUUCUCGCCCAACGUUUUCAGCACCAAAAAAUGUCAAAAUUGUUUCCGGAACCUGGAAAAGCACGACAUUUCAACCCAUCCCGACCUAUGCAAAGAAUCUCAAGGAAAGAUUUUAAUAUCCGGCUAUCUUUUUAUCACGCAUGAUAAAAGCUUAUUCAAUCAAAACCGUAGAAACAAAUGGCAAAGAAGAUUUUUCACCUUAUUCGACAAUGGACAGUUAGCGUAUACUUUUGACGAAAAUCUAGAAAAUUCUCCCCCUCCAAGUUACAUAUCCUUGUCCUCGAGAUAUCUGGACGUUAACGAUUCCAAUCAAAGAAAAAGGGAAUACAUAUUCUCGAUCGGUCCCGACAUAUUAUCACAAGAUAAGAAACCUCGGGAUUUUAAUUCGGAUUUAGAUGAUUUAUUGGACACGUUUUACCUCAAAACUCACAAUCUACAAGAAUAUUUAAAGUGGAUCGAAAUUUUAUCGACCCUAAUGGGCGACAUUAACGAUCGGGAAUCGAAUCAUAGAGCCAGAAAAGAAUCGCAAUUAUAUUCGCAGGAACCGGUUCCACAUAGUAGCGCGUACUUCAAAUACAAGCGGAAAGACGGGCUGAACAAAUUUCCUAACAAUCCGCUGAUUCAUAUAACAGGAGAAAAGGCGUUGAGCCCAGUCGUGCAGAGGGUAUCUCCGGUCGUUAAGAAUUCGGGUAUUCUCGAAUCUUCCACGAGGGAUAUGCCAGCAAGGAUUAAAGAAAAUUACGACCAGAGACCCAUUGAAAAAAUGAAUAACAAAAAGAAGUCUACCAAUAAUAAUGAUGUAAACGGAAAUCAAGCUUCUUUGGCAAAUCAUUCAUUUAAUGGAACACAGUUUAAUGAUAAAGAAUUAUACAAUGCGAAAAUAGCCAACGAAGAAUUCAACAUAGCCGAAAUGAGGUACAAGUAUCCGCUGGAAGAUAUGAAAAAUAGAAAUCAUGAUUCCGGCGUUUUUUCCAUGACAUCCAGCGUGGAUUCUCCGCCCAAAUAUGAACGAUGCGGGAAUAAAAUGGCGAAUAAUGUUAGGAAAUCCUCCCCUAGUCGCAUAGGCCACGCCAUAAACUCCGAAAUUUUGGAAGCCAUCAGGCGGGACGAUUUGGAGUACGAAAAAAUACUGGCAUCCAGACCUCAAAAUUUAAUCAUUCAAACCAAAUCUUUGAAUAACUCUUCGGACGACACCGCAUCGUCCAUGCCCUUUAAACCCAUCCGUGAUACCUAUAAAUUACACGAUAUCGGCAACGGUAUUCGCGUUCAUCGGAGAUUCGGUGGAUCGAGCGAGAUUCUGGAGGACAACCGUAACAAAUAUAUUCCUGCGGAUUCAAAGUCCGACACUGAAAAUACCGAAAUCAAUAGUCGUUCUUCGGAGGCGUUAAAUGGCAUCACCCUUGAUGGCCGCAAAAACUUCGAUCUUAUCAGUAGCACGCCGAUUCUUUUCAACGAAAGUAAAGAUGAAAAUGCCAAGGUGACGAUGUAUCAGCAACCCUUCGAUUCGGGGGAAGAAAGCGAUCCGCCGUUAAAAAAAUUUAAAAAAUCUGUCCUCCAAAAGGAACAAAAAUCGGGAAUAUUAUCUUUCGUCGGUGGAGGAGGAGUAGGAGCGGAGGAAAGAAAAAAAUUCAGGAAGAAAAAGCGAAAUUCUAUUUUCUCCUCCAUUUCCGCCAAAGGAGGCAAAAACGCGUUGUUGAACCAAUAUUCCGAGAUAAAUUUUAGGAUUGAGCCCUCGAAUAUUCUAUACCCAAACAGUUCCUUGAGAAUCGAAAAAGAUUAUCCCGUCAAAGCAAUGAUCAAAAAUUCGAUUCACAACGGAUAUUACAGAGAAACUAGUCGCUCGUCUCACGAUAUAAAUCACGUUGAUCCGAUCAAACAUUAUCGGGACAAGUCUAACGAAUGCCUUCUACCGAAUAAAAUGAUGGCUCCUGAAUUUCUAUUAGUCGCCGACUUGACUAAUAAUAUUUUAGUAUCGGGAGGCGCUGGUACCAAUUCUCGUUCGUUGACCAAUUUAAACACCGAUAAGGAGGAUUCGCGCGUCAUAACAAAACCGUAUAAUAGCGAGAAGGCCCCUAAAUGUCGCGACGAGGUGAACGAGGAGAAUAAAGGUUUCGCGCAUAUCACGGACCUGAUAAAGAAAUAUGAACGCGAUAUGAACGCGUCUACCCCUCAUAAAGAUGGGAAAUCCAAAGAAUCGUUCAAUAAUAAAGCUAUCUCCAAAAAUUUGGACAAAGAUCCUAAUACGCAAAUCGCGAAAAGCGGGAAAAAAGUUGAAAUUAAAGGUGUAUCCGAAAUAACGAUGUGUCAGCCACUUCUAAACAAUUGUAAAGAUGCGCCACUCGAGAUAAAAGGAGAGAAGGAUAUUAAAAAAGUGGAAUAUCUACAAGCUCAGCUUGAAAGAACUAGAUCUCGUUUAUACAGAACUAAAAGUGAGAACGAAGAUUUGAGGAAAGAAAUCAAGAGCAUUAAUAACGGAAUGAACAAUGAGUCUACGGAUCCUUCAAAAGACUUCGAAAAUAUUGGAAAAGUUUCAAAGACGUCAUCUAUAAACUUCCUGUCCCACGUAAAUCAGGAUUUGAUACACGCCAAUUCUAAAGAACCCUUUAGUUCUAUAUUGAAAAACUUUAAAAAUCGGAUUAACAAUCAAGGAAAGAGCAACAACGAUUUAUUACAAGAUGAAACUAUUACACCCUCCGAAAUGCAAAAUGGAUUCGAUAACCAUCACCUAAAUGAUAAACAGCUGAUCGAGAAACUUCAAGAAGAAGUCAAGUAUUACAAAUUUAAAAUGCUGGAAGUAAACGAACUCGCCGAUUUCAAUACCCUUCAAAUAAAAAUUCUGAAAGAUCAAAUGAAGGAUCAAGAUUCGACUAAACUGAUUAAAGGCAAUUCCGGGGAACACGUGACCAAUGGCAAGACUGAAGACACUAAGACAAAUAAGAAAGAACUUUCCAAGGAGAAACACAAAUACAAGAAACUCAAGGAAGACUUCGAGCGCACCAAGGCUUCAUUAAACGAACUGUCUGCAACUUUGAUGGCUAGGGAAAAGGAGAACGAAGGCCUAAAUGAACGGCUCCUUUUAUUAUCCAACGAAAUUGAUGCUGCCCCUAAAACUCCUAACACGGAAGAUUUUGUCACUUUCAAAAAAUCAGGGGAUUUGGAUAAGGAGGAUGAUCAUAAGGUUUCUCAACUGGCUCAAUCUUUGAGCGAUGCUAAUUCGCGGAUAGAGGCUCUCCAAGGCGCUCUCCGUAGAUGCGAACUGGUCUACGAUGAUACGCGAAAUCGUGCCAAGUUUUAUUGGAAUUCUUCCUCUAUGACCCUAACCAAGAUCAGGGGUUUAAUAAUAGAUAUCUCCCUCUUGCCCUACCAGAAAAAGAACAAAUUAUUUUCCAACGAACAUCAGUUCGAAAAUGGUGGGCAUAUUUAUACGAAUGAUAAGCAUUCCUCCGUGGAAACAUCAGCCCAUUCUGAAAACAGCAUUCAAAUAUCUUCCGAAAAGCGAGAUACCCUAAUCGCUAAACUCAAGGAAGCCGAAGAAAUCUUGAGGACUACUUGCAAUCAUCAAUACAACGACAUACCGCUCAACUCACCAUCUUCCAACGUCAAAAUCAAUUCCUUUAAUUUCAAAAAAUGUAAGAUACCCUUGCCUUUCCCGCAAAAAGAAUUAUGUAAAGGUGAGCCCGAGUACGACAAACUGGAAAAUAGAAACGCUAUCCUUGACAAUGCUAUAUCUGCGCAUUGCGAUGAGUAUACUGUGCCGCUUGUGAAAAACGAAGCGUGUGCUUCACCUGGCACGACGUUAAAUGAGUUGGGUAAUUUUUGCCAAUAUUUGCAGGACAAAUGCGAUAAAUUGGGCGUCCAUUUUAAACAUUAUUAUUCCUUGAGCAAAGCCGACGAUAAGCAUUACCAUUGCAAAUUAAACGAAAAUUUUGAUCAAAGUAAACAACUCAAGGAAGAAAUAAUUAUCGGGUUAUUAGAGUUUAUGGUAAGUUUAGACGUUUUUUUAAUCCUCUUCAAAGGAAAUCCAUCUUUGGACGAUAUUCGAAAUUCGCUAAAACCCAACAAUAAGCUCCCAAAUUUAUAUCACUUAUACGUCAAUUUGAGAGAAUUGAAGCCAAGGGACAAAUUUAUGCCCAAGCUGUUACGAACCUUAAACGAAAUCAACGUUAUAACUAAACACGCGAUAAAUGGGACCAAUCAGAACGAUACUUUGUCAGAGCUCAACAGGUUUCACGAAAUUAUUUACAAGGAACUUUCAUUGUACUCGGGCGAACCCACAGAAACAUUCCCGAAAAGGUUACCAAACGCGUUUCGAUUGACCCUCUUCGCCUGUCACCUCUCCAGAACUAUGGUCAAUGAAGCUAUCUAUAGAGCCACGUUUAGAAGCUACCGAGGAAAAUUGAUGGAAACGGACCUCGACACGAACAACAAUAUAAAAUUGAUCGAAAAUUGUGCGUCCGAUUUAGCCAGAAGUGUUUUAUCCGAUUCCAUUUCCACGUCUUUCCUAUACUUGUCUUGCAGACAUAAAAUUCAAACGGAAAAGGAUAGGCUAUUGCGAGCGCACGAUUCCACGAGAGGGAGAUACGAGGAAUCAAAUACGAUUCCAGCUAUUUUUAAAAAAAUUGGUCGUGGCGCGAAUAGCGAUGUCAAUGUUGCGAAUAGACUAGACGAUUUAUUUUCUGACCACCACGUUCUUUCGACGCUAUUUGCGAGUUUUAUCGACUACAGGAUCAUGAAAAUUCUGGGAAUGAUUAAUGUGCAAUGAUUAUUUUUCUUUCUCAUGAUAAAAAUAUGUGUACCAUAAUUUAACCGUUUUUCAAGUUCUUUAAUCAUGAAUGUGCUUAUUAUAAAUAAUAUAACUUAUCUAUUGUUUUUUUUUCUAAACGACUCGAUUUGAAACCGAUUUCUUAAAAAUGGCAAACUCAAUAUUUUAGCCAAAAAACAUUAUUGCCUCGAGAUUUUGCGGAUAGAUGUCCGAACAUUUGUGCCAUGGCAGAUCAAAAUCUUCAGGCCUUGCUCAAUAUUUUUCCGGAUAAAAUAUUGGGGUUGGCCAUUUUUAAAAAAAUAGGAACGAGCCGUUUAUCAUACUAAUAAUAUUUCUUUAUAAAUUACUAAUUUAUCGCAAACAAAAAUAUCCUUAACUUUGAAUAAAAAUGUAAUGUCGCUUGAAAAUAUAUAUAUAAAAAUAAUAUUUAUAUUCAUUAUCAAAAAUGUAAAAUGUUUAUAAACAAAAAAAUCCGUCAUUUUUAUUAUAU
Messenger RNA from Gordionus sp. m RMFG-2023, 5512 nucleotides. RefSeq lists its product as uncharacterized. The record is from RefSeq and is a predicted model, not a curated record. Lineage: Eukaryota; Metazoa; Nematomorpha; Gordioida; Chordodea; Parachordodidae. The transcript is spliced from 14 exons. Bases 235 to 5022 code for a protein of 1595 amino acids.